AUGCCCGCACUCACUACUGUCGAGUUUCCUACUGGCAUCCGCCGCUGCCGCUCUCCCAUCGAGGGUGAUCCUCCAAAAGUGGCCAAAAAGCCCUACGACCGUCCAAUGCUCUACGACAAGACUCUGCCGCGCAGACGGUACCGCACACCGCUCAGCGCACGCAGAAUCACCGACGAAGAGCAACUCAAGGGCAACACCAGUGUCCCCGUGCGCGACAAAUCUCAGCAGUUUCGCCCAGAGGUCAACUGGCGUCGGUUUGCAAACUUUGACGCACGGCUAAAGGAGAACAACACGCUCCCCGCCCCCGAGGGAUGGGACGAUCGGUACAAUAUCCCCCUCCUCGAAGACCGCGUGGUGUUGGGUCGCGAGAUUGACCUUCCACGCCGCAUCCGCCAGGACAGAUAUAAAUCGAUCAAGGAGACGGCUGGCUUUGAUGCACGCGCCGUUCGUGAACAGCUUGCAGAACAUGCUGACGCUUGCUGGGACGCCCUCGACAAGUCGUCGUGGACCCGCAAGGAAUACACAAAGGCCCGCCAUGCCGAAGUAACGGUAAAGGGUGUGCCACUGGACACGACACCAAUGCCGACCCAUCUCGUCCAAGUCUGGAGCCAGACAGAGUCCGAGGGAAAGCACAACAUCAUCUCGCCCGUCCACAGCGCCUUUUUGCGCGCGUCUUGGUCUCGUCUCGGGGGGAUUCCAGAGUACGAGCCCAUGGACAUUUGCACGCCCGUGUUCACCGACGGCAAGGAGAUCAAGCCAGAGUGGGAGUUUGCCCGUGGCGAGCUUCCCUUUAUCCGCAUGAAGAUUGACAAUGUGGUUACCUUUGGCCAUCUCCUCGCAUACACCUAUUUCCGCAACGACAAGGCCCUCAUCCGCGCCCUCCUCGGUCCGCUCGCAGAAGACUUGACAAACUUUGUCGGUCAGGAAAUCGACUUUGAGCAGCGCCGUCGCGAGUGGGCCAUGUCCCUCAAGAUGGCUGCAAACUAUACCUAUCCAGUCCUCCGCGCCCACGCCUGGUUCAUCCGUGACCUCGCAGAGAAUGGAAACUGCGUCGGUAUGGAGGGCCGCAACUUUUGGUGGGUCCUCGACGCCUGCCUCCGCGUCGUCCUCGACGCCAUUGUCGCUCAGGAGCGCUUUGAGCCUGGUCCAGGCGAGCCCCAGCUCGAUUCUUCGUCCGAGGAAGAGUCAGAGGACGAGGAAAUGGACUCGUCGGACGACUGGGACUCGAGCUCGUCCUAUGGCUCAGAUUGCUCUGCAGAAUCGACAGAAUCAGACUACAUCUUCCACUAA
Molecule: messenger RNA, 1290 nt
Organism: Serendipita indica DSM 11827
Lineage: Eukaryota; Fungi; Basidiomycota; Agaricomycetes; Sebacinales; Serendipitaceae
Source: the annotation of a GenBank genome assembly